Molecule: messenger RNA, 5147 nt
Organism: Sycon ciliatum
Lineage: Eukaryota; Metazoa; Porifera; Calcarea; Leucosolenida; Sycettidae
Exons: 40
Coding region: 178-4455 (1425 amino acids)
Biological process (GO): microtubule-based movement
Molecular function (GO): microtubule binding; microtubule motor activity; ATP binding
Source: RefSeq, a predicted model, not a curated record
GCAGUGUUUGGGCUGACGAACUGUCAUUCUGAAAUCCAAAAAACUCUGGAGCGGGCAGUAUUCUCUCCCGGCUCAGUAUCUCUCUCUGUAGUCCUUCCUGAAGGCCAGACGCGAUGUGGUAGCUAUACGUGCGCGUCUUGACGAUGUUAGUUUGACUCACAACGCAAGCAAGACGAAAUGGAGGAGCUCGCACGGCCACCCACCGCAAAGAAGAUGGCGUGGGGUGCGCCGGAAGCCGUGCAGGACACGCGUAAACUGCCAGAUAUGGACUCAGUGGACAACAUGUCCAUGAAGAGCCAAGUGACAACUGUAUCCAGUACGGCAGAUGAUCUAGAUGUCGUUAAUGAUGAUCCCGUGAGACCAACAAGCUCCGGAACCGGACGGCCAAAAAGUACCAGCAUAUUUUCCCGGCUGCAAACUCGUGGAAAAAUUGCGCCAAUGCCUGGACCAGCUUCUCAAAUGGAUCUUGUCACGGAUGAUCAGAAGUCUAUGAGCAGGGGCACUCCAGCUAUCCAACCAGCUGAAGAAGAUCAGGGCGAGGAUGUCCACACCGACACUGUGCACAGCAACCAAGGUGCCGUGUCGGAAGAUGAAGCAGAGGAUGAGGAUGAGGAGUUGUCCGGGCAAGUAAUCCAAUAUGUGCCGUACAGCCUUGCACAAGAUUGGAUUUCCAAGAUGGGACUGAAGAUGAAAUCUGUCAAAGCCAAGCACAACCAGAUUGCCGUGCAAAUGGAUUCCGCGUAUCGACGCAUUGAAGAGGACACUGAGGUAUACUUUGAAGCUUUUGUGGGACGGCUGAAGGAUCAGCACCGGCAGAAGAUUGUGCGCUUCCGCGAAGUCUUGACACUGACCCGAGAGGAGCAGAAAAUGAAGGAAAAGGAAUGGAGGAAAAUGGUUGAGGAUCUGGUUGCAAGAAACAAGGCCUUGGCAGAGACAAAGCAGUCCCUCUUAGUACAAAUCAAGAAACUGUUUGAGCAGCUACAAGCAGAGAAGGAGGCUCUCCAGCAGCAAAUGACUGAACAACUGAAUGCUGAAAGGCAGCUGAGAGCUGCUGAUAUUGAAAGUCUCCGCACCCAGCACAAUAAGGAGGUAGCUGCCAGUGCCAUUCUGCUUGAGACCAAGAUCGAUGAGAAGGCAAAAGAGCAUGAGACGCAUCUUGCAGCUUGCGAGGCUGACUGGCAGAAAACAGCCAAGACUCACUGCAGCGGCGUCAGUGGAAAAGCUACGGACUUGAUGGCUGAUCUCCAUGGAGCCGUCAACACUCGUCUGGACACUCUGCAAAGCAGAUUGAAGGCGGCUGAAGGAAGCAUCAAGAAUAUCUCGCGUGUACAACCAUCUCCUAGCAGACGUGCAAUGUCAAGGCAAGGUCGCGCCUCUUCUCGCUUAGUGGGUUCUGCUGAUUCUGCUGAACCAGGCGAGGUCAGAGCUGACAUAGGAGAGUAUGAAGAGCAAGUCAGGGCAGCAGAGGCACAGCUAGCGGCCAUCCCUGCCGUGCUCCCCGCUUUGUCCUCAGAGCAGAAGGACACACUCCGCGAGACACUGAAAACGAAGGAGGAUGCCCUGGACGAGAGCUCCAAUGACGCUACAAAAGCGUCACAAUGCCUAAUGGAGGCUGAAGCAAUCCGCUUGCUCUUGUCCGAAGCAUCAUCGCCAGCAACACUCAAGAAGCAGUUUUCCAGAGUGCAACUCCAAGCACCACAGCCAGCACAAUCUUCCGCUCAGGACGGCGCAGCUUUGCACUGUCUGCACGAGAUGCUACAGGUGCUGCGGGCAAACUUUCCCUCAAGCUCCGAGCUCUCGGACCAGCUAACAUCCUGUCAGGAUCAGCUAUCAAAUCCAGAGACUGGUUCCUCAGGUGAUGCAGCACAAGACUCGGACAAAGACAACAAGAACAGACGGCUUCAGCUGGAAUCCAGGAUUGCAGCACUGCAACUAGUGAAGAAUGUCGAGGAUAUCAAGAGCGCUGAGGACGUUGCCAAUCAUUUGGGAUUGACCCUGUCCGAAGAAUCACUUAGCGCCGUGCACACACAGCGCAAGGUGACUGCAGCAGCUGAAGUAGAGAGCAGCAGCGAGGAGGACAGUGGUGAUGAUGAUGAGGACGCAGGCCGUGCUGAUGUCGGUGCUUCUGAUGGUGAAUCUGGCGAGGAGGCUACGCCUAAAAAGAAGGAGAAAGGCAGGAAAACCAGCAAGGCUGAGAAACUUGUAGAGAUGGCAGCGGCGGGGACCGAAGAGAUCACUCGUCUGGAGAGCAUUAUUGCACAGAAGGAUGAAGAGUUGGAUAACCUGAAACUGGAGCGGUCCAAACUUCAAGUGGAGCUUAUGGAUCUGCGCAAUGAGAAUGCUGCUCUCAAGUCUGAUGGAGAGCGGAAGGAGGAAUUGGUCCGUGCUGAGCUGGAGGAGCAAAUCAAAACCAAGGAGUUGAGCUUGAAGGAUAUCCAGAACCAGCUAAAGCAGCUGGAGGAAGAACGUCUACAAGGUCUUCCUGUUGACACGGCCGAGGAAAUCAUGCGUUAUCGCGACAAACUGGCUAUCUUAGAGCAGGAGAUGGAGGACCAACGCAAGCAAGUGUCCAAGGAGCAGCUCAAAACCUUGAAGGAGGCGUCUAAAGUCACCGAACUGGAGACCCGAGUCAAGCAGGCUGAAAAGGCAACUGAAGAAUUCCGGGCUUUACAUGCAUCCGUUGCUUCAGAAAAGGACAAGGAGCUCGGUGCAUUGAAGGCAAAGCUGAAAGCGGCGAAAGAAGAGCAAUCAGCAUCUUCAGCAAAGAUGGUCAAGGCUUUGGAGGCUAAGAUCAAAGAGCUGGAGAAGCGUGCUCAGGCAGCGGAGAAGACAGCAGCUGCAGGUGGACAAGCGGGCAAAGCUGGAGGCAAGGAGACGGGCAAUGUAGCUGAGUUGAAGAAGCAGCUGAAAACAGCCAAUGGCAAAGUACAGGAACUUAACACCAAGGUCAAACAGCUAGGCAAGGAGCUCACCACUGCCAGCCGUGCUGGAGGCGGUGCCGGUGGUGGCGGAGGUUCAAUGGAAGAUAAACGAGAACUCAAGAAGAAAGAAAAAGAGAACAAAGAGCUUUCAAAGCAAGUGGAGCAGCUGCAACGGAAACUAGACGCAAAGACUGCUGCACAUAAAACGGCUGAAGAGGAUUUGAAACGGACUGCCAAGGAAUUGCAGCAGGCUAAUGAUGAGAUAUCCAGACUCAAAAUCGAGAUUGGUAAAUUGGGAACUGAAGCAAAGGCGGCCGUUGAGAACGCGGAGAAAGCAAAGGCUCUACAAGAGAAGGUCAAACAGCUGAAUGAGGAGCUGGCAACUGCAGUCGAAAACUACAACAAUGAAAGGGUCCUGCGUAAGAAGUACUACAACAUCAUUGAAGACAUGAAAGGAAAGAUCAGGGUGUACUGUCGCGCUAGGCCACUCAGCAAGUCCGAGAAAGAUCGGGGUAACCAUAGUGUGAUAGGCUCACCGGAUGAGUACACUAUUACCAUUCAGUCACAGCGUGGUCUGAAGGAAUUCAGCUUUGAUCAGGUCUUCACACCGGAACACUCGCAAGAGAAGGUCUUUGAAGACACGAACAACCUCAUACAGUCUGCUUUCGACGGCUACAAUGUAUGCAUCUUUGCAUAUGGUCAGACUGGCUCUGGAAAAACAUACACAAUGAUCGGAGCAGAGACCAGCUUGGAGUCUCCAGUGCGCGGCAUUGCGCCACGAGCGUUCAUGUCAAUCUACGACCUGAUUGAAGAAAACAAGAAGAAAUUCUCAAUUGAAGUGUCGGUCUACAUGCUGGAACUGUACAACGAAAAACUGCUGGACCUCUUAGCCAUCGGCAAAGAUCCGGGAAAGCUGGACAUCAAAAAGAACAAGAAGGGAAUGGUGGUGGUGACGGGGAGUGCUACAAAAGAAGCAAAGACUGCCGCGGAGCUUCUGGACAUCUUUCAGCAAGGCUCCAAAAGCAGACACGUUGCAUCGACAAAGAUGAACGCCGAAAGCUCUCGCAGCCAUUUGAUCGUCGGUAUUGUCAUCACCUCCACAAAUUUGGCCACUGGCACAGUUGUGUCCGGAAAGCUGAGUUUGGUGGAUUUGGCUGGAUCAGAACGUGCAUCGAAGACUGGAGCAACUCCCGAGCAGCUUAAGGAAGCGCAAUCCAUUAACAAGAGCUUGAGCGCUCUCGGUGAUGUCAUCUCUGCACUAUCCACAGGGCAAGGGCAUAUCCCGUACAGAAACAACAAGCUCACUAUGCUCAUGCAGGACUCUCUUGGAGGAAAUGCCAAGACGCUCAUGUUUGUCAACAUCUCACCAGCAGAUUACAACUGCGAUGAGACCAUAGUGUCACUUACGUAUGCUUCUCGUGUCAAGUUGAUCACGAACGAUGCCUCCAAGAAUGCCGAUAACAAGGAAAUCGCUCGCCUGAAAUCCGUUAUUUCGAAAUUGAAGAAGGGCGAGGAUGUGGAAGAGGAGGAUUGAAUUGUCUGUGAGAUUGUGUUUGCAAUUCUUCACAGCAAUGCCGUUGGGAACCGGAGGGUGGAGAGAUGUAGUAUAGCAUUCCGAAAAUACAUAUUGCCAUCUCUAGUAGAACGUAUUUCCAGGAUCACAUCAAUUACUGCAAACAUUAUCACUAGUCGAGUCAUGCUUUUAACAAUGGAGGGUGUGCAGAUAAUAAUGGUGCAUCAUAAUAUUAUUAUGCUCGAUUUGUUACACACUGAUAAGUGGGUUUGACCGAGGAUGCCCCUUGCACACUUGUAGUAGACAUUACUGUUGUUCUCAUAAUAUUAUUCAUACAACGCAUUUCUGUAACACACUCAACUAAUUAGCACUCCGUAUUUUAUUGAUCUAACCAACCAGGAAACCAAAAUGGUAUUUCCUACUUCUACGGCUGCAAAUUUCAUUCAUUCUACCGAUAGGUCCACUUCUUCUUCACUUGUGCUAAACAAGGAGGCAGGAGGAUAACAUAAAAUAUAUGCUAUGAAAACAAAUAGAGAAAUUUCAUUCAUACUACGUGAAAAUGAUUCUAUUUUUAUAACACAAUCAAACGAUUAUUGCAUUCUCUAUAACCAUUCUAUUUACAUAGGAUUUCUUUGCAGGCAUAACAGAUUUUCAAGGCCAUGCGAAGAAAGAUAUGAUGAGUGAAGAAGAAACAGGACUGCUGAUAUCAUUCA